UGUUUCUGAUUUAACGGUACAGACUCGUCAAAUUAGCUUUGUUGAGCCAUUCAGGGACAUCUCUCGCGGACUGCAGGGACCGUGGCAGACAAGGAGUCUCGUGCAAUAACCAUGACGACAGAGUUAUCCACCUCCAUCAACAUCAAGGAGCCACGUUGGGACCAGGGAACCUUCGAGGGCCGAGCGAAGCACUUCUUCACCGUCACAGACCCCCGGAACAUUCUCCUCACCAACGAGCAGCUGGAGAACGCACACAAGAUCAUCAAUGACUACAGACAAGGCGUUGUGUCUCCAGGUCUAACUGAGGACGAGCUAUGGAGAGCCAAGUACAUCUUCGACUCCGCCUUCCACCCGGACACUGGUGAAAAGAUGAUUCUGAUUGGCCGCAUGUCGGCUCAGGUCCCCAUGAACAUGACCAUCACUGGCUGCAUGAUGACCUUCUACAAGACAACACCAGCUGUAGUUCUCUGGCAGUGGAUCAACCAGUCGUUCAACGCCAUCGUGAACUACACUAACAGGAGCGGCGACGCCCCCCUCACCGUCAGUCAGCUGGGCACUGCUUAUGUGUCAGCCACUACAGGGGCGGUGGCCACGGCUCUGGGACUGAACGCACUAACAAAGCACAUCUCGCCCCUGAUUGGACGGUUGGUGCCCUUCGCCGCUGUUGCCGCUGCUAACUGUAUCAACAUUCCUUUGAUGAGGCAAAGAGAGCUGAAACACGGCAUUCCUAUCACAGAUGAGAACGACAACAGGUUAGGGGAGUCGACUAACGCGGCCCAGCAGGCCAUCACACAGGUGGUGGUGUCCAGGAUCCUCAUGGCCUCGCCUGGGAUGGCAAUCCCACCCUUUUUGAUGAACGCACUGGAAAAGAAAGCCUUCCUUAAGAAGUUCCCAUGGAUGAGUGCACCCAUUCAAGUUGGCUUAGUGGGAUUCUGCCUGGUGUUUGCCACUCCACUGUGCUGCGCUUUGUUCCCACAAAAGAGCUCCAUGUCAGUAAGCCGCUUGGAGCCGGACCUGCAGGAGAAGAUCAGGGAGAGUAACCCAGGGGUGGAAAGGGUCUACUUCAACAAAGGACUAUGAGUUUCCCGCCUGGCUCCCCUCCAACCCAUCCUCCUUCCAUCCCUGUCUCCCCUCCUCUCACCUCCCCCCACGGUCAUCCAUAGACACCCAGCGUCUCCCCUCCUCUCUCCGUCAGCCCUCCUCAUGCAGUGUGCCAAAGUUAAGUUUGCUUCUCCAUCUCUCCUCUCCUAUCUCACCUCUCUCUCCUCUCCUACCUCACCUCUCUCUCCUCUCCUA
This is a messenger RNA of Hypomesus transpacificus, 1296 nucleotides long. RefSeq names its product sideroflexin 1 (gene sfxn1). NCBI's taxonomy places the organism in Eukaryota, Metazoa, Chordata, Actinopteri, Osmeriformes, Osmeridae. Gene Ontology annotation, biological process: serine import into mitochondrion; monoatomic ion transport. Bases 112 to 1080 code for a protein of 322 amino acids. The transcript is spliced from 11 exons. Gene Ontology annotation, molecular function: monoatomic ion transmembrane transporter activity. Gene Ontology annotation, cellular component: mitochondrial inner membrane. The record is from RefSeq and is a predicted model, not a curated record.